This is a messenger RNA of Argentina anserina (silverweed cinquefoil), 1560 nucleotides long. RefSeq names its product purple acid phosphatase 4-like. The coding region runs from base 198 to 1235 and encodes 345 amino acids. NCBI's taxonomy places the organism in Eukaryota, Viridiplantae, Streptophyta, Magnoliopsida, Rosales, Rosaceae. Gene Ontology annotation, molecular function: ferrous iron binding; acid phosphatase activity; ferric iron binding. The transcript is spliced from 6 exons. The record is from RefSeq and is a predicted model, not a curated record.
GAGCGUUAAUUUCAUGUGUGAGCCUCACAAACGUCGUGCUAGUUCUAUUAUUCUUUUGCAGUUCAACUCGAUCGGGUAUAUAUAAAGAGGUUCCCUAGCUAGCUUUCUUUGCUUCAGAGCUAACCUAGCUUCUUUCUCUGCAUCCAUACUCAUCUUCCCCGCCUAAACUUGCUUGCUUGUUUCUGGCUUAACUAGCUAUGGGAAACAAGGCGACCAUGAACAAUGAAAGCCUGUUGUUCUUCUCUGCUCUGUUUAUUGUACUUGUAGGCUGCUGCAGCUUCUCAUCUUGUGCAGCAGACGCGGAUCAUGAGCUGCGACGGCUGCAUCACGCCUCCACGAAAGCCGACGGAUCUCUGAGCUUCUUGGUUCUUGGAGACUGGGGAAGAAGAGGAGAUUACAAUCAAUCCCGAGUUGCUGUUCAGAUGGGAAUAGUUGGAGAGAAUUUGGAUAUCGAUUUUGUAAUAUCCACUGGCGAUAACUUUUACGAUAAUGGAUUGACGGGCAUCGACGAUCGGGCUUUUGAAGAGUCAUUUUCCAAAAUCUACACAGCUCCUAGCUUGCAAAAGCAAUGGUAUAAUGUUUUGGGUAACCACGAUUAUAGAGGUAAUGUUGAAGCACAAUUGAGUCCUGUGCUGAAUGGAUUGGACAGCAAAUGGCUUUGCAUGAGAUCCUUCAUAGUUGAUGCAGACUUUGUAGAGUUUUUCUUUGUGGACACAACACCAUUUGCAGACAAAUACUUCACUGACCCAGAGGAUCAUGUUUACGACUGGAGUGGCGUAUUACCCAGAAAUGAGUACCUCUCAAAUAUUCUCAAGAAUGUGGAUUCAGCUCUGAAAGAAUCGAAUGCGAAGUGGAAGAUCGUGGUUGGUCACCAUGGAAUCAGAAGCGCAGGAGAACAUGGUGACACUCAAGAGCUUGUAUCCCAACUUCUUCCAAUUCUUGAGGCCAACAAUGUUGAUCUUUACAUCAAUGGGCACGACCAUUGCUUACAACACAUUAGUACUCCCAACAGCCCGAUUCAGUUUCUAACGAGUGGAGGUGGAUCGAAGGCAUGGAGGGGCGUCGUAAUGCCGUAUGAUCAAAGUGAAAUAAAGCUGUAUCACGACGGACAGGGUUUCAUGUCAGUGCAAAUCACUCCAAGCCAAGUAGAUAUUGCAUUCUAUGAUGUAUUUGGUAAUGUGUUGCACAAAUGGGGCGCAUCAAAGAACCUUUAUUCUACUUCCAUGUAUCUGUAGAGAUGGAGCUCAUGGGGCAAGUGAGCAUGGUAUCUAAGUCAAGGGAUUGGAGGCCCCAAUGGCAUCGAUUUCCAUCCUGGAAAGUUUAAUAUUUAUUUUUAAGGGGCCAAGCCAGCUAGACAUUGUAGUUUCUAAUUCCAUUUCCAUAUAUAAUCUGCCCUAUGUUGCUGGCCAAUGCAAAUAUUCUCUUGGUUCAUAUAUUAUGGUAUGAAUAAACCACAUACGUACCAAUCUGUUAUGUAUGAUCGGAUGACGAGAUUCAAUCGACCAUCAACAGACAAAAAUGUAGGUUGGGAAUAAUUAAGAUGAUUUAUAUAUAGUCUAU